AUGGAGGCAUCACGCAGGGUCAAGAAGCGGUCAUCCAAUGCCUGCCAACGGUGUCGUCGCCAGAAGAUCAAAUGCUCGGGUUCGCUGCCUUGUAGCACGUGCAACAAACGCAAAUUAACCUGUACCUUUGAUGACCGUGAGCAGAAAGUCUUGGUAACCAGGGGGUACAUCGAGGAUCUCCAGGCUCGCGUCGCCCAGUUAGAACGCGGCGAUGAGAUCUUUAGCCCGCAGAGUCACGAACCCGACCCGAUUCCUGAUGAUGAAACCAUUCUCACUGAACCGCCGAAUAUCGAAACCACCGACUUGACCAACCCCCUAUCCAGCGGGCCGUCGACCUUCAUGACGUCGGCCACCGGCCGGACCUUCUAUCUAGGAACGUCCUCCAACUGGUCUUUUGCCCGCAAGAUCCUCAGUAUGACCCACGAGCACCUCUAUCAGUCCUCACUGCCCACGGGGAGUCUGAACUUUGAUGGGACCGCGUAUGAUCUGGGAUGGGACGGGAUGCGACUGGGCAUUCCGGAACUGCCCAUGGCCCCGACCCUCGACUUCUCCCUGUACCUCAUCACGGCCGUCAAGUUCCACGCCGGCCAGCUGUUCCAUCUGUUCGAUGAGGAGACCUUUAUGGGCGGGCUGUAUGCCUUCCACGAGGACCCGCACCGGCAGAUGGCUACGUCGGGGCUCUGGUACAUCCACUACCUGCUCAUCCUGGGCUUCGGUAAGGCUUUUGUCGUGCAAAAGGCGCAGGACGGUCGUCCGCCGGGGUGUGAGUUCUUCGUCAAGGCGUUGCAGCUGCUGCCUGAUACGACGCGGCUGUCUCGUGAUCCCAUCGUCGCCACGGAGAUCCUCUGCUGUAUAGCGUUGUAUCUGCAGUCGAUGGACUUUCGGAACUGCGCAUAUGACUAUAUCGGACAAGCCCUGCGGAUAGCCCUGGCGCAGGGAAUGCACACCAACAUGCCGGAGCAUCUCGGGUACGCUACCGUGCAGCGAUGUCGCCGCAUCUGGUGGACGAUCUAUAUCCUGGACCGGCAGAUGACCUCGCUGAUGGGGCUGCCACAGUCCAUCCAGGACGACCAGGUGUAUGAUCUGAUGCCGUCGUACCCAGGAUCGCCGCAGCGGGCGGCGGCGCUGAGCAUGCAGAUCAAGAUGUGUCAGAUCAUCGCGGAGAUCAACCGCACGGUAUACGGGCCUGACGGUCGGUUAAAUCGGAAAUUCCUGGUGCGCACCAAAACGGCGCUGGCCAGCACGGCGGAUCUAGCGAACGAGCUGCGACAGUCACACGACCUGCGGCUGGAGGAGGCAUCGAUCAGCGGGGUUUCGAGGCUGUCGGCGCAUCUACAUCUGCUUUACCAUCAGUGCAUCGUCCUGGCCACCCGACCGUUACUGUUCUGCGCUCUUAAAAUCCGUCUUCAGUCUCCUGAGCGCUGCAUGGCGCUUCAAUCGUCGCCGACGGUGCGCAAGCUGCUGCAAAUGUGUCUGGAUUCGGCGCAACAGAUGCUGAAUAUCCUCGCGAGUCUACACGAACAGAACCUCCUCGAUAGCUUCCUCCCCUUCGACCUCGAAUCAACGUUCGUCUCCAGCGUCAUUCUGCUGGCUGCCGGACCCGCGACGGCCGGACUGCUCGACCCGGGGCCCAGCUGGCAGGACCGCGGGGCGCCGAUCCUGGAUGAGAUGGUGGCGCGCGGUAAUCGUAUUGCAGCGUUCCAUCGUGGAGAGCUGGAGCAGCUGCGAGGGACGCUGGGACAGUUGGACGACGAGACGGGCAUGCCGUCGCCGCAGAUGGAGUGCGGGAUGCCGGAGGGAUUGACGACGGCGGAGAUUCUGGCAGUGGCGGAGUCAAUCGAUACGGGGGAUGUGGAUUGGAUAGCGCAUGCGGUGACGGAGAAUAGUAUUUGGUGA
Aspergillus melleus is the source of this 1896-nucleotide messenger RNA. RefSeq lists its product as uncharacterized. The record is from RefSeq and is a predicted model, not a curated record. Lineage: Eukaryota; Fungi; Ascomycota; Eurotiomycetes; Eurotiales; Aspergillaceae. The transcript has 8 exons. Gene Ontology annotation, molecular function: DNA binding; zinc ion binding; DNA-binding transcription factor activity, RNA polymerase II-specific. Gene Ontology annotation, biological process: regulation of DNA-templated transcription; DNA-templated transcription. Bases 1 to 1896 code for a protein of 631 amino acids.